Messenger RNA from Gossypium raimondii (Peruvian cotton), 2975 nucleotides. RefSeq lists its product as uncharacterized. The record is from RefSeq and is a predicted model, not a curated record. The transcript has 16 exons. Gene Ontology annotation, molecular function: protein kinase activity; ATP binding. The coding region runs from base 36 to 2573 and encodes 845 amino acids. Lineage: Eukaryota; Viridiplantae; Streptophyta; Magnoliopsida; Malvales; Malvaceae. Gene Ontology annotation, biological process: protein phosphorylation.
CCCAAAAAAAAAUAAAAAAUAAAAAAAAUCAGAGGAUGGCUUUAACAACAUCGCUGACAGCGUCGAUGUCGGUGACGUCGCUGCGGGAGAGCAGAGUAUUGAAGACGACGACGUAUAGGAGAAAGCAGCGAGUAAAGCAGCAGCAGCAACCACAACGACGCGUGCAGGCUUUUUUUGGUAACUUUAGUCAUUUCGGUGAUGUUGUACGUAGAGACAUGGAUUUCUUGAAGACAGGAGUUCAAAGAGGAGUGGAGUGGGCGAACGAAACGUUUCGGAUUCCUCAGGCUAAGAAAGCCGUUGACGACGUCGUUUGGCUUCGGAAUCUCGAGGAUCCUAACUUCUCUCCGCCUGCGCAACCACCGUUGUGGCCUCAACCUUAUUAUCCAGCACUGUCUGGUAUGGAUUUGAUGAUGGCUGAUCUUAAAGCAUUGGAAGCUUAUGUCAGUUAUUUCUACUACCAGUCAAAAAAAUGGUCAAAGCCACUUCCAGAAGCUUAUGAUGCGGAAGAAGUAACUGAUUAUUUCAGUCACCGGCCCCAUGUAGUGGCUUUUCGACUUCUCGAGGUUUUCUCAUCCUUUGCCUCUGCUGCAAUUAGAAUUCGAAUGGCUGGGCUCAAAAAGUCCUUAAGACCUGGUUCAUCUAAAGAUAUUGAUGAGAACUUAUCGCAGUACAACUUUGGGAUGGUGUUAAAGGAAACAAUGCUAAGCCUUGGUCCCACUUUUAUCAAAGUUGGCCAGUCUCUUUCCACAAGACCAGAUAUUAUUGGUCCUGAAAUUUCCAAGGCUUUGUCUGAGCUACACGAUCAAAUACCUCCCUUUCCAAGACCUCUGGCUGUGAAAAUUAUUGAGGAGGAAUUAGGUUCUCCUAUUGGGUCAUUCUUCAGCUACAUCUCUGAGGAACCAGUAGCUGCAGCAUCAUUUGGUCAGGUCUACCGUGGGUGUACACUGGAUGGUUCUGAUGUUGCUGUGAAAGUGCAACGUCCUAAUUUGCGCCAUGUGGUAGUGCGAGAUGUUUAUAUUUUACGUCUUGGGCUCGGGCUUUUGCAAAAGAUUGCAAAGAGAAAAAGCGAUCCUCGUCUAUAUGCUGAUGAGCUUGGCAAAGGUUUAGUUGGGGAACUUGAUUACACUUUGGAGGCUGCUAAUGCUUCUCAGUUUCUGGAUGCUCAUUCUCACUUUUCGUUUAUGCAAGUUCCAAAAGUAUUUCAACAUUUAACCAGGAAGAGAGUUUUGACAAUGGAGUGGAUGGUUGGUGAGAGUUCAACUGAUUUACUCUCUAUUACUACGAGCAGCUCCAUCAAGCACGGGUCCAAAUAUUUAGAGAGGCAGAAAGUUGAUGCAAAAAGGCGUCUUCUUGACCUAGUUAACAAAGGAGUGGAGGCAUCACUUACUCAACUCCUUGAAACAGGCAUGUUGCAUGCUGAUCCACAUCCUGGAAACUUGCGUUACACGGCAUCAGGACGGAUAGGGUUUUUGGACUUUGGUUUGCUUUGUCGAAUGGAAAAGAAACAUCAAUUUGCAAUGCUAGCAUCCAUAGUGCACAUAGUAAAUGGUGAUUGGUCAUCCCUUCUUCAAGCUCUGACUGAAAUGGAUGUUGUAAGGCCAGGAACUAAUAUCCGACGUGUUACAAUGGAUCUGGAGGAUGCCCUUGGGGAGGUAGAAUUAAAAGACGGGAUUCCUGAUAUCAAGUUCAGUAGGGUUUUGGGCAAAAUAUGGUCUGUAGCUCUCAAAUAUCAUUUCCGCAUGCCUCCAUACUACACGCUAGUCCUACGUUCUCUUGCGUCCUUGGAGGGUUUGGCUGUAGCUGCAGAUCCAAGUUUUAAGACAUUUGAGGCAGCUUAUCCUUUUGUUGUCCGCAAACUUCUAACUGAAAAUUCAGCUGAAACAAGGAAAAUUUUACAUUCGGUGGUUUUGAACAGAAAGAAGGAAUUUCGGUGGGAGAGGCUGGCACUUUUCAUGAGAGUCGGUGCAACUGGAAGGAGUUUGCAGUUGGUGGAAGCUUCAAGUGGUGAAACUUCCCUAGAUAAUUUACCUAGUAGGACUGAUGGUGUGUUUGACGUUGCAUAUUUGUUGCUAAGGCUUUUACCAUCUAAAGACGGUGUGGUACUAAGAAGACUUAUAAUGACUGCGGAUGGAGCUUCAUUAGUACGAGCUGCAGUUUCCAAAGAAGCAAAGGCCUUCCGAUUCCAACUGUGCAAAAUCAUUGCUGAUAUCCUAUACCAACGGAUGGUCAAAGCUCUUGGGCAACUCGUGCCAGUUAGUCAGUAUAGUUACAAGUUACGGCUGGCCGGUGGGCAGCAGAAUACAGAGCUACACCCAUCUGCGAGAUUAUCCGCAAGUUCAACCGUCUAUGACUACCAGUCCCUUUUAAGCGACCGACGACUGAAGCUAAUCUUAUCCAAGAUCCUCAAUUCCGCCAGAAAGGAACCAGCAUUGAUGUUACGGUUUUACUGGGUUUCAUUUGUCACAUUCAUCGCUGCUUCAGCCCUGGCUUUUCAUCGGCUUUUAAUCUCUUUGUCAGCAGCGUACAUUGGCCCAGCAUCAUUCAUUCCCAAAAGAUUUGCAAUCAGUGCAUGAAACUUUAGUAGAACCCUGCAGUGAGCCUAUUCUUUUUCCAUAAAAAAUUUUCUUCAAGCAGCCAUGGCCCAUGGGUAUAUGUUUGGGAGACGGUAGCUAUAUGGUAUUUCUGGGAUGAGUUUGUCUUCUUUAGUGAUAUAUGUAUAUAAAAUAUCACUGUUUAAAAGCUUUGAAAGACAUCAAAUGGGGAGAAUUUAACGCCUUGAGGCCAGUGCUCCUGCAGCGAUGUAAACCAUAUCAUGCAAUAUGAAGGCAGCAGGCAGUCUACGUGACUGUGGAUACCUCAAAGCUGACAGGGAACAUUUUUGUGUAUAGAAUUGUACGUCUAAUACCUAAAUGUAAGUACUCAAUAACUUUAAGUUUCACCAUUCAAUUCAAUUCAUAUAUAUUAUUUUACUGUAA